Messenger RNA from Cherax quadricarinatus, 783 nucleotides. Lineage: Eukaryota; Metazoa; Arthropoda; Malacostraca; Decapoda; Parastacidae. The record is from RefSeq and is a predicted model, not a curated record.
AUGGCCCAAUUCCAAGAUUCCAAGACUCCGGGAGCCCUGAUGACGAAGGGGUUAAGAUUCAGCUCCUGGCCACGCCUCCUAGACCUAUUCACUGAUUUCUACCUUCCUGAUGUCUUAUUAUAUCUACUCUUGAAGCUGCGGAUUGAGCCUCCAUCACUACCUCAUUCCAUGUUCAAUCCUCCUGAAACUACAGAAAUGCCUUACAAUCCAAUGGUUCAAGCGCGCUUCUGUUCCUUCAAAAAAGACUUAGAAAAUCAGCCUGCGCCUUAUAUGCGAGACAUGGACAGACAUCUUAGAAUACACACUGGAGAACGACCGUUCCACUGUGAUGUAUGCGGCUCCUCAUUUGCCCGGCCCCAGACUCUUCAGGAACACAAAAAUCGUCACUUUAACUUUAAGCCUUAUGUGUGCAAAAUAUGCAGCAAAAGCUUCCAUGAACUUGCUGCUUGUUCGAGACAUGUAAAGGGUCUUCAUGGGAAAGAGAAAGGAAACUUGCCUGCAUCUGCCAACAUACUUCGACUUACAAACGCUGAUCAACAACAGGAUGAACCAGGGAAGCAGAGCAUCCUUAUUACUCAGCUUAAUGUAGAGAAUGGAAGAGAUAAAAGGACAAUAGAGGACAGAGAUAGUGAAGAGGAAGACAUUAACAAUGAAAACAAGGGAGCUGAGGAGAAGGAAGGAGGAGAAAUGAAACAUCAUAUAUUUGUUAUUCACACAGCUGACACUGAAGAAACAGAACUUAUCACCAUUGCUGAGCCUUCAAAUUCUCACUGUAAUUAUUAG